GGAGUUAAUACAGGGGGGAAGAGAAAGAAAAAGCGAAUGCAACGAGAGGAAAUAUGGAAGAAUCUACAGACAAGGAGGAUUGGGUGUCAGCCCCGAGUGGAGGAGGGAGAAGAAGUAGGGAGCAAAGCAAAGAGAAGGGCGGGGGGACGCCUCUUUUCUUCUUUACAGUUUACCCUGUGAUCCUCACACGAGGAAUUUGCUGCUCCUUUUUCCUGCUUUUCCUUUACCUUUCUUUUAUCAUCUCUCUCAAAAACUCUCUCUGCCCACUGAUCCUUUCUCCUCCAGCUUUACUCUUUAAGCUCCAUCUCCACCCACACUCUACUCUGUCUCACUACGCGAUUCUUCAGUCUGCUAAUUGAAGGUCUUUCCUUUCUUCUUAUGGGUUUGUUCUGCUGUGUAAAUUUUUGUUGCCCCCUCCAUGCAUAGAGUUCUUUGUGAUGUUCUUUCUGUAGUGGUUGGUUCUUUGUUUGCUUCAAUUCGACAUGGGUUUUGAUUACAUGAAAAGGGUCUUCGCUAAAUUUGGUUAUACAAUUGCUUUGAGAAUCAUCUUGGUGCUGGUAAAAAGUUGGUGAAUUUCUGAAAAGAAAGGGUCUGGUUCUCAAGGCUUGAACGUAUGCCUGCAAACCAGUACCACGGUAACUCAACCCCGUACCCAGGUCGUGUGGAGCGGCAGCUUAGAGAGAGGGAGCUGAGGGAGCUUAGGAGAAGCAUUAAGGCUGAGGCGAAUGGUAAUCAUAGUCAUAGAGGUGUUGAAUCAAGUGAAGCACUAGAGUUGCACUUCAGAGAGAGUAGUGGCCCUCAGCAGAGUUCCUAUAUUGAACAGUACGUGGAAAAAGCUGCUGCUGCCGAUGCCAGGCCUUUAAGGCAGAGGUUGCUGGUGGUAGCUAAUCGGCUGCCAGUUUCUGCUGUGAGAAGAGGUGAAGAUGCUUGGUCUUUGGAAAUUAGUGCAGGAGGUCUUGUUUCUGCUCUUCUCGGUGUGAAGGAAUUUGAGGCAAGAUGGAUAGGCUGGGCUGGGGUUAAUGUGCCUGAUGAGGUAGGCCAGAAGGCACUUACAAAAGCUUUGGCCGAAAAAAGGUGCAUACCUGUAUUCCUUGAUGAAGAGACUGUUCAUCAGUAUUACAAUGGUUACUGCAACAAUAUACUGUGGCCUCUUUUUCACUAUCUCGGCCUUCCACAAGAAGAUCGCCUUGCCACAACAAGGAGCUUCCAGUCACAGUUUGCCACGUAUAAGAAGGCCAAUCAGAUGUUUGCUGAUGUAGUGAAUAAGCACUAUGAGGAUGGCGAUGUUGUUUGGUGCCAUGAUUACCAUUUAAUGUUCCUUCCAAAAUGCCUCAAGGAAUACAACAGGAACAUGAAAGUUGGAUGGUUUCUCCACACACCUUUUCCAUCCUCCGAAAUCCACAGGACACUGCCCUCUAGAUCAGAGCUACUACGUUCAGUUUUGGCUGCAGACUUAGUAGGAUUUCAUACAUAUGACUAUGCAAGGCAUUUCGUUAGUGCUUGCACCCGUAUUCUUGGACUUGAAGGCACACCUGAAGGAGUUGAGGACCAAGGCAAGCUAACUCGGGUGGCAGCUUUUCCCAUAGGGAUAGAUUCAGAAAGGUUUAUAUCAGCACUUAAGCUCCCUCAGGUGCAGGAGCACAUAAAAGAACUGACGGAAAGGUUUCGUGGUCGUAAGGUGAUGUUAGGGGUUGAUCGUCUUGAUAUGAUUAAGGGGAUACCACAGAAGAUACUUGCAUUCGAGAAGUUUCUUGAGGAGAACCCUUUAUGGCGUGAUAAAGUUGUUCUGCUGCAAAUUGCUGUGCCAACAAGAACCGACGUUCCUGAAUAUCAGAAACUUACAAGUCAGGUUCAUGAAAUUGUUGGCCGCAUUAAUGGCCGAUUUGGGACACUGACUGCUGUUCCAAUACAUCACCUGGAUCGAUCUCUGGAUUUUUAUGGCCUAUGUGCAUUAUAUGCUGUUACUGAUGUAGCGCUUGUAACCUCAUUGCGAGACGGGAUGAAUCUUGUUAGUUAUGAGUUUGUAGCAUGCCAAGAUUCAAAGAAAGGUGUUCUAAUUCUCAGCGAGUUUGCAGGUGCGGCACAAUCUCUAGGUGCCGGAGCAAUCCUUGUGAACCCUUGGAACAUUACCGAAGUUGCCGAUUCAAUUCGACAAGCUUUGACUAUGUCAGCUGAGGAAAGAGAGAAACGACACCAUCAUAAUUUUGACCAUGUUACAACCCACACAGCUCAAGAAUGGGCAGAAAUGUUUGUGAGUGAGCUCAAUGAUACGGUCGUCGAGGCACAACUAAGGACGAGGCAAGUCCCGCCCGGGCUUCCACAGGGAGAUGCAAUUAAAUGUUAUCUCAACUCCUGCAAUCGAUUGCUCAUACUGGGAUUCAAUGCUACAUUGACAGAGCAAGUAGAUACUCCAGGAAGAAGAGGUGAUCAAAUAAAGGAAAUGGAGCUUAAACUGCGCCCAGAUUUGAAGGGACCUCUGACGACCCUUUGCAAUGAUCCAAAGACGACAAUUGUCGUCCUCAGUGGCAGUGACACAAGUUUGUUAGAUGAGAAUUUCGGGGACUAUGAUAUGUGGCUUGCAGCAGAACACGGGAUGUUCUUACGUCUUACAAAGGGGGAGUGGAUGACAACCAUGCCGGAGCACCUAAACAUGGAGUGGGUCGACAGUGUAAAGCAAGUGUUUGAGUACUUCACGGAGCGAACACCCAGAUCACAUAUUGAACUCCGUGACACAUCGCUUGUCUGGAACUACAAAUAUGCAGACGUAGAAUUCGGGCGACUUCAAGCAAGGGACAUGCUGCAGCAUCUUUGGACUGGCCCAAUUUCGAAUGCAUCUGUUGACGUCGUACAAGGUAGUCGAUCAGUCGAGGUUCGAGCUGUCGGUGUGACAAAGGGUGCGGCAAUCGAUCGUAUCUUAGGGGAAAUUGUUCAUAGCAAGCAAAUGACAACUCCUAUCGACUAUGUCUUGUGUGUCGGCCAUUUUCUGGGGAAGGAUGAAGAUGUAUACACAUUCUUCGAGCCAGAGCUCCCCUCAGAUGACCUAGGUGUGAUGAGGAGCAAGCAAACCGAUAGUACAAAGUCAUCAACACCAGGGGAAAGGAGAUCUUCAAAGCAGCUUCCAGCAAGCAAAGCAGUAGCAUCAAAAUCAUCAUCUCAUCAAGGCAACAAAACACAUCAGCGGGCUGCUGUCUCGUCGAGUUCAGAAAAAAAGUGGGCUUCAAGUUACAUCUGCAACAGUAACGGGCGUAGCAGCAGCAGCAGUAGUAGUAGGGCAUCACCUCCGGAGAAGACCUCGUGGAAUGUUCUCGAUCUCAAGGGAGACAACUACUUCUCUUGUGCAGUUGGGAGAAAAAGAACUAACGCGCGGUAUAUGCUUGGAUCGUCGGACGAGGUCGUUUCCUUUCUGAAGAAGCUGGCCGAUGCAUCUUCAUGAAGUAGUCUUCUGAUAGAAUAAAAAUGAAGGAAUAAGAGACCAAUUUACUCGGAGAGUCCUGAAGUGCCAUCAAGAAUAAGUCUUUUUGUAGAGGCCAAGUGUUGGAUAAGUUGAUUAUAUAUAGAUGAGAUUCUAGUGUUGGAGAAGUGGCAGUUAAGAUUCCGCACCCUCCAAAAGUCAUAUAUAUAUAGAUCUCUAUUUGGAGCUUGUAUCUAGAUAUAUACAAUGUAUAUCAUUAUCAGAAAGAAAAUGAAGCUUCCAUAUAUCAGAUGUAAUGGCACUGCCCUUUUCCAUUUAGUCAAUAGUGCUUGAUUAAUGGGCUGACUAACAAUUUUUUAAGUUCUAUCAUCUAUGUUUGUUAAUUUGAAUUAAAGCAUUGUGUAUGAAUCAGUUG
Messenger RNA from Linum tenue, 3827 nucleotides. The record is from the annotation of a GenBank genome assembly. Lineage: Eukaryota; Viridiplantae; Streptophyta; Magnoliopsida; Malpighiales; Linaceae.